AGCGCCGGAGGAGCAGGUGUUUGCGCGUCCGUGAUACGUGGUUUCUCUCACUGCCAUGGAACGCAUUCUCGGACAGAGGUGACACUCGCCAUCUUUCUUCUGAGCUUCUUGUUCCCACCCAUGCCAGCCUCUGUCCAUAUACAUGCUGUCCUCUCGGCCUUCCGUCUCCCUAAUUUUACCAUCCCCCCAUUCUUCUCUGGACUGUCGCCAUGGCCAUCGACCCUGUCACACGUGACCCGCUGUCCCUCGCUAUUGCACCUCCAAGGGACGAAUCUCCGUCUAGUCGCUGGCAACGUGAACAAGCUGAAGCACAUGCACGAAGAGUCAGCUCGCAAAUUGACGAUGCCAUCAAGGCGGAGAAGAUGGCUAUGAAGAAGGGAAAGAAGCCUAUUCGGGUGCUAUUGUUGGGACAGAGUGAGAGCGGGAAGACGACGACCAUCAAGAACUUUCAGAUGACCUACGCAUACGAUGCGUUUGUUGAAGAACGAGCUGCCUGGAAGACGAUCAUACACUUGAACUUGAUACGCUCUGUUAUUACAAUUCUCGACACCCUGCAACAGCACCUUGGCCAUCCUCCUUUGUCUUCUCCAGGUGGCCCUCGAUCACGGUCUACUUCACCAUUUUACUUUGGUUCUGAUUCAAGCUUGGAAUCGUCGCCAGCCAUUCCUGCUUUUACGACUGAACUUAACUUGUAUCUCGAGCGUCUAGCUCCUUUGCGCGAGCUUCAGCGAGUCCUUGAGCGGCGGUUAGGUGCACCCUCAACAAAUUUCACGCGUCCCUCCUCCGUUUCACAGUUGGAGGUAGAACGUGGACGAGACCCUAACCCAAGGCGGCCACGCGAAUUCUUCGUCAACAGUCGCGUUGGAUGGAGGGCUGCCUUAGAUCGGGUGAGACCAAGGCAAAAAGGAUCAGAGUCUUACCGACAGAGCACUACUUCCAGUAGAAAGCGCACGCGUGCAUCGACUUCAUCUGAUGACAGCACCUUCAGUAUUUCAACUAUCGAGUUUGCAGACGUAGAGGAUGAUACGACCGCUGUUCUUUCAUUAUUGUCCAAGGAUAUUCAAGCUGUUUGGACUGAUCCCAUUGUACAAGCCGUCCUAAAACGGCGAAAAUUGCGAUUGGAGGAGGGUCCUGGAUUCUUCUUGAAUGAUGCUCUCCGUGUAUCAUCUCCGGAUUAUGUGCCCACGGACGAUGAUGUCGUCCGUGCUCGACUGCGAACCAUGGGCGUGCAGGAGUAUCGGUUCUUCCCCGACCGCGCUAAUAAAGCAAAGGACGAAGUUAGUCCCUCUAGGGAGAGGGCGGAGAAGGAGUUGAAUGAUCCAAACUCUGGGAAAGAGUGGAUACUAUAUGAUGUCGGCGGCUGUCGUUCUUCACGUCACGUAUGGCCGCCCUUCUUUGAUAACAUUAACGCUAUUAUUUUCCUCGCUCCUAUCAAUUGUUUCGACGAGCGUCUCGCUGAGGACAAGAACGUGAACCGACUCGAGGAUAGUCUCCUACUCUGGAAAGCUGUCUGUCAAAAUAAGGUGCUGAGAAAGGUCCAAUUGAUCUUGUUCCUGAAUAAGUGUGAUCUGCUGCAGAAGAAGAUUAUGCGUGGCGUCAAGGUUGCCGAUUAUGUAGCUACUUAUGGAGACAAACCCAAUGACGCAAAGACGGUUGCCAAGUUCUUUCGCCAGCAAUUCCGCGACCUUCUCUUUAAGCACUCACCUGAACAACGAGGGUUCUAUUCCUAUUUGACUUCUGCCAUCGAUACCAAGGCAACAUCGAUAACGAUCUCAGCAGUGCGGGAGGGUAUUCAGCGCAACCAUCUAAAGGAAGCUGAGAUUGUCUGAGGCUGUGAACGGGUCUUGCAGAACAUGCUCUUUGGCUAAUAUAUGGUCUCAUUUUCUCAUCUUCGGAGUCUACAAUGUACGCUUCUAUCUACCUUUAUUGUGCAUACUGUAUAGCCUAUAAUGGUUAUUCCUAAUCGACUUUGAAUAAGGGCGACAUGAGUGUUCCUCCACGAAGGGAAGACAUUGAAUGUCGCCGAUUCAAUC
Molecule: messenger RNA, 2033 nt
Organism: Somion occarium
Lineage: Eukaryota; Fungi; Basidiomycota; Agaricomycetes; Polyporales; Cerrenaceae
Source: the annotation of a GenBank genome assembly